This is a messenger RNA of Aureobasidium musti, 1347 nucleotides long. The record is from the annotation of a GenBank genome assembly. Lineage: Eukaryota; Fungi; Ascomycota; Dothideomycetes; Dothideales; Saccotheciaceae.
UCCUACAACACCUGCUCCAAGCAUUUCUCUAACCAAGUCGCCGGUAUAGUCACCAGCAUGCUCAACAGACUCCACGGCCAGCCCGACAGCUAUGACAAGAAAGCCAAGUACAAGUUUGGCAAGACGCUCGGAGCUGGCACCUACGGUAUCGUCAGAGAAGCAGAGUCGCCCCAAGGAAAAUGCGCCGUCAAGAUCAUCCUGAAAAAGAACGUCAAGGGCAACGACCAGAUGGUCUACGAUGAACUGCAGAUGCUCCAACGCCUUCAACACCCCCACAUUGUCAAGUUCUUCGAUUGGUUCGAGUCAAGAAACACAGNNGACAAGUACUACAUCGUGACACAGCUUGCUACCGGUGGAGAGCUGUUCGACCGCAUCUGCGAAAAGGGUCGCUUCACUGAAAAGGACGCUUCCGCAACCAUAAGACAGGUCUUGGAAGCCGUCGACUAUCUCCACCAGAAUGAUGUCGUCCAUCGCGAUCUCAAGCCCGAAAACCUCCUCUACCUCACCAAGGCCGAAGAUUCGACUCUCGUACUUGCAGACUUUGGUAUCGCAAAACAUCUGGACAGCCCUGACGGAGUUCUCAAAACAAUGGCUGGCUCCUUCGGCUACGCAGCACCCGAGGUCAUGCUCAAGAAGGGACAUAGCAAGCCUGUCGAUAUGUGGUCUCUCGGUGUCAUCACCUACACUCUUCUCUGCGGUUACUCGCCUUUCCGCAGCGAGAACCUGACAGAUCUGAUCGAAGAGACCAAGCACGGCAGAGUUGUCUUCCACGAGCGUUACUGGAAGGAUGUCAGUAAGGAGGCCAAGGACUUCAUCAUGACUCUGCUGGUGCCCAAGCCCGAGAACAGAGCCACAAGUGCAGUACGUCUGAACGUUCUAUAUCACUUUUCGCAAAAGCUGACAGAUGCAACAGNNCAAGCACUCAAGAACCCAUGGAUCGCCGGCAAGGGUGCAACCGACCACAACUUGCUGCCCGAGAUCAAGGCAUACAUGGCAAAGGCCCGCCUGAAGCGUGGUAUCGAACUUGUCAAACUCGCCAACCGUAUCGAGGCACUCAAGAUGCAGGAGGAUGAAGAGGAGGACGUACCUCAAUCUGGAGACGUGCCUGCAGGUGCAAAGGAGGCAGCAGGUGAAGCCUUGGCAAAUCAGCAACAGAAGCCACUGGAAGCCGGACUGAAAAUACCAGAAGACAAGGAAGUGACACACAAGCGCAGUCUGAGCAAGCUUGCCAAGGGAGCCAUCUUCCGUGAGGUUGUUCUGGCAAAGGUGCGUGAGAUGAAGGCCGAUGAAGAGGCACAGAAGAUUGCAUCGACAGGUAGUCUUGACAAGGAAAAGGAGAAGAAGUGA